UCAGGCCCAGGAGCGGACGGUUCCUACUGCGGCUGGGCACCGGCUUCGCUCCCGCGUCCGCCCGCGCUCCAGCUGCGCCUGGCCCGGCCCCGGCCUGGCGCGGCGCGGCCCCGGCCACCGAGCGAAGGCGCCGCUGCCGCCUGGGCCGCUCCCAGGGCCAUGAGGAGGCGGCGGCAGCCACUGCGGCCCGCGUCAAGGUGACCGGCCGGGACUGCAGCGGCGGCGAGAGCGAGCGGCUGUCUCAAGGUGUGCUUCUGACACACAUUGGAGGAGGAGUCACAGAUGAUAAGAAAACAAGGUUUCAACCUUCCUGGAUAAAAGGACUUCUCCAGACAGGUUAUGUCACCGACAGAGGCUGCCCUGAAGCUCCCUGUAGCCUGGAGACUAUGUAUAAGAGGAAUGGUCUGAUGGCUAGCGUGUUGGUCACCUCCGCCACUCCACAGGGCAGCAGCAGCUCAGACUCUCUUGAGGGCCAGAGCUGCGACUAUGCUGGCAAGAGCUACGAUGCGGUUGUCUUCGAUGUCUUGAAAGUGACUCCUGAGGAAUUUGCUAGUCAAAUCACAUUAAUGGACAUACCUGUGUUUAAAGCAAUCCAGCCAGAGGAACUUGCCAGCUGUGGAUGGAGUAAGAAGGAGAAGCAUAGUCUCGCCCCCAAUGUUGUGGCCUUUACCAGGAGGUUUAAUCAGGUCAGUUUUUGGGUUGUACGAGAAAUUCUAACAGCACAGACUUUAAAAAUAAGGGCAGAAAUCCUGAGCCAUUUUGUGAAAAUAGCCAAGAAACUUCUAGAACUCAACAACCUUCAUUCUCUUAUGUCUGUGGUGUCAGCAUUACAAAGUGCACCUAUCUUCAGGCUGACAAAAACCUGGGCUCUUUUGAAUAGAAAAGAUAAGACGACCUUUGAGAAACUGGACUACCUGAUGUCGAAAGAAGAUAAUUAUAAGCGGACUCGGGAAUAUAUACGAAGCUUGAAGAUGGUUCCCAGCAUUCCCUAUUUAGGAAUAUAUCUUCUGGAUUUGAUCUACAUUGAUUCUGCAUAUCCUGCCUCUGGCAGCAUCAUGGAAAAUGAACAAAGAUCCAAUCAGAUGAACAAUAUUCUCCGAAUAAUUGCUGAUUUACAAGUUUCCUGCAGUUAUGAUCACCUCACAACCCUGCCCCAUGUGCAGAAAUACCUAAAGUCUGUACGCUACAUUGAAGAGCUCCAGAAGUUUGUGGAAGAUGACAACUACAAACUGUCACUCAGAAUUGAACCAGGAAGCAGCUCUCCAAGACUCGUCUCCUCUAAGGAAGAUCUUGCAGGCCCCUCCACCGGUUCCAGUUCUGCGAGGUUCAGCCGGAGGCCUACCUGUCCAGAUGCAUCUGUCGCCGGCAGCCUCCCCACACCUCCAGUGCCAAGACACAGGAAGAGCCACAGCCUGGGCAACAAUAUGAUGUGUCAGUUGAGUGUAGUUGAGAGUAAAAGUGCGACAUUCCCAUCGGAGAAAGCGAGGCACCUGCUGGACGACAGCGUCCUAGAGUCCCGCAGCCCCCGCAGGGGCCUCGCGCUCACAUCCUCCUCCGCCAUCACCAAUGGACUCUCCCUAGGCAGUAGUGAGAGCUCAGAGUUUAGUGAAGAGAUGUCUUCAGGGCUGGAAAGCAGGGGACGGCUCUAUGCUACACUGGGACCCAACUGGCGGGUGCCUGUUCGCAAUUCUCCCAGAACCCGGAGCUGUGUCUACAGCCCCACUGGCCCAUGCAUCUGUACACUGGGGAGUUCAGCAGCAGUGCCCACCAUGGAGGGGCCUCUUCGAAGGAAAACCCUGCUCAAAGAAGGACGGAAGCCCACGCUGUCUUCAUGGACCAGAUACUGGGUCAUUCUCUCAGGAUCUACCCUCCUGUACUACGGAGCCAAGUCCUUGAGAGGCACAGAUAGAAAGCACUAUAAAUCCACACCUGGCAAAAAGGUCUCUGUUGUGGGCUGGAUGGUGCAGCUGCCUGACGACCCUGAGCACCCAGAUAUCUUCCAGUUGAACAACCCUGACAAAGGCAAUGUUUACAAGUUCCAGACUGGUUCCCGGUUUCAUGCAAUACUAUGGCACAAGCAUUUGGAUGAUGCAUGUAAAAGCAACAGGCCUCAGGAAUUGGCCGAAUCCUCCCAACAUCCCUGGGAGGUACCUGCAAACCUUAUGUCAUUUGAAUAAGUCUCUGCAGGACUUGGUGUGACUUCAGUGGCUUCUGAGAGCCCAGCCUAGGACUGGUGGUGAAGCUCAUGUCCUGGGCACAGGCUGUUAUGGGCCAGACUCCCAGGCGGACUCAAGGGGACAUGACCAGUGGCCUCACCACCCUGGGGCUCCGCUGGUGCCGCACCCACCUGCCAAUCCCCAGCGACUCUCAUGACAUUCAUUCUGCAGCACCACCUCAAGGGGCCGUGGUUUAACCUUGAACUAUAUACCCCGCCCUCCCUCUCUGGGCCCUCGUCCGUCCACCAGCUGCUGCUGUUGCUGCUGCUGCAACCAGAGAGCAUUCGGCCCAUGUUGGGUCCUUAGUGCUUUCUACUGCACAAAGGAGUGGACAGUGGUACCUGCAUGAGGGGCCAGAGAGAAGGAACAGGCUGUGGAACUGGCUUUUUACACCCCAAGUGCAUGGGGUUGCUCACCCACGGGGCUGCCUCAGAUUUUGUACAAUCCCCGAAGCGUCCUCUGCGUGUGCGUGCUGUUUAUGUAUGUGUGCGAGUGAGAGCGAGCUCUUUGAGAAACAUGCAUUUUGGCACAAGACUUGUGACAUCACACACUUCAUUGGCUCUGAGGUUCUGCUUUUACCUUCGGUGACAGCCUUGUCCAUUGUGGAAGGUCAGAGUGAGAGCCUGGAUUCCUCCUGUGUUAAGGGUCCCUUGCAUUCUUUUACUGUAAACAAACAAUGCCUUAAA
Messenger RNA from Erinaceus europaeus (western European hedgehog), 2902 nucleotides. It is a transcript of the gene RALGPS1, whose product is annotated as Ral GEF with PH domain and SH3 binding motif 1. The transcript has 22 exons. Lineage: Eukaryota; Metazoa; Chordata; Mammalia; Eulipotyphla; Erinaceidae. The record is from RefSeq and is a predicted model, not a curated record. The coding region runs from base 387 to 2177 and encodes 596 amino acids. Gene Ontology annotation, molecular function: guanyl-nucleotide exchange factor activity. Gene Ontology annotation, biological process: positive regulation of GTPase activity; Ras protein signal transduction. Gene Ontology annotation, cellular component: plasma membrane.